AAUCUCUAGCUCUUAUUGGUGACUGGUUUUAUAAAUUCAAACGAUAUCAGUACAAGAAGUAUAAAUUGUUUCGCGCAGUUUCUUUAGUCGUAUCUUUCGUCAAACAGCGAUUACUCUAGGCGUUCAGUAAAUAUAAAAUUAAACGACGGAACAUUUUCGCAUGUAAUUAUGAAUAAUAAUGACCAAAAGGUGAAAGAAAUUGUGCUCCGUGACGUAGAGCCUGUUCUGCAACAGAAGCUCGGAAAGUGUGUGAUCGUUAAAAAUUUUACAACCGAACCCUUGUUGCCACCCGGUGAGAAUUACGGAAGUACGAUCCUGAAAGUUGAUGUUGAACUGAAAAAUAGAAAUACAGGGAAGAAAGAAGAUCUUCGUCUCAUCGCGAAAAUGUUACCGCCUACGGAAUUCCAAAGGCUUAUUUUUAAUAGUUCGCAAACAUUUACAAAAGAGAUCUUCAUGUACGAGACCAUCGUGCCAGCAUAUAAUAAACUAGAACUCGAAUCUGGAAUAAAGGAGAGUGAGAUAUCUCACAUUCUGCCGUAUUUUUAUGGAUCCAGACUAUCCUUGCAACCGGAUGGUGAUAUAGACGACGACGCUGUCUUUCUUAUGGAGAAUUUGAAAAGCAAGGGCUACUACAAUGGCAACAGGAUCGAAGGUUACGAUUUGGAGCAUUCGGAAAUGGCAAUUAAAAGUUUGGCAAGAUUUCACGCUUUAGGUAUGGCAAUGAAACUGAAGAAACCCGAAAUUUUCGAAGUGUUCAAAAUGCACUCGAAAAACUGGGAAGUAGAAGGUAAUUCCGAAGAUUUCUUUGCUGUGAUAUUGAAGAAAAUAAAAGAUGAUCCGGAAAUGAAUCCCUAUUACGAUAAAUGCUAUAAAAGACUGAAUGCUGCAGCAGUAAUGGAUUUUUGGACAGAUACCCCAUGUGAACCUUGGAUGACAAUUAUUCACUCUGAUCUUUGGGUGAACAACAUAAUGUUUCAUCGAAAUGAGAAGGGUCAGGUUGAAGAUGUGAAAUUUGUCGAUUUUCAAAUAUACGUAUACAGUAGUUGUGUACGGGAUUUACUUUUUUAUUUGUUUUCGAGUGUCAAGACCAACGUCACAGACGAACAACUCGACAUUCUCAUGGAUUUAUAUUAUGACGCACUUGUAGACAAAUUAAAUAUAAUGGGAUGUGAUACGUCUUCUUUCAAUAAAGAGGGAUUCAGAGAAAAGAUAGCUGAAGAUGCUUCUCGUGAAUUUCUGCAUUUAUGCUUUAUGAUAAAGAUACUCACGUUGGACAUCAAGGAGUCCAAUUUUAGUUACGAUAAUAUGCAAAAUGUUAUGGUUAAUUACGAGGGGAAUCAGAUAUUCGUUGAACGACUCCGUAAGAUUGUGCUUUACUUCUGUAAACAUAAUUGGAUAUAA
Molecule: messenger RNA, 1401 nt
Organism: Colletes gigas
Lineage: Eukaryota; Metazoa; Arthropoda; Insecta; Hymenoptera; Colletidae
Exons: 2
Coding region: 169-1401 (410 amino acids)
Source: RefSeq, a predicted model, not a curated record